This is a messenger RNA of Acyrthosiphon pisum (pea aphid), 583 nucleotides long. RefSeq names its product ribosomal protein L36A (gene RpL36A). Gene Ontology annotation, molecular function: structural constituent of ribosome. Gene Ontology annotation, biological process: translation. NCBI's taxonomy places the organism in Eukaryota, Metazoa, Arthropoda, Insecta, Hemiptera, Aphididae. The record is from RefSeq and is a predicted model, not a curated record. The transcript is spliced from 3 exons. Gene Ontology annotation, cellular component: ribosome. Bases 153 to 485 code for a protein of 110 amino acids.
AUUCAUAUGAUAUGAUACGUUUUUUUAACGUCUUUGGCUCUCCCAUUUUCGUUAUCACUGAUACGUUCGGCAUUGUUGUUCUUCUCGUCGAACGCCAUUCUCUUGUAAUUCACUCGUCGUGUUAAUAAAACGUUUACUUACAAACUGGAAAAAUGGUGAAUGUACCUAAACAGAGACGUACGUACUGCAAGAAAUGCAAGGUACAUAAGGUACACAAGGUAACACAGUACAAAAAAUCUAAGGAACGUCAAGCUUCCCAGGGUCGUCGUCGUUACGACCGAAAACAGAGUGGUUUCGGUGGUCAGACUAAGCCUAUUUUCAGAAAGAAGGCUAAAACAACCAAAAAGAUUGUCUUAAGGAUGGAGUGUUCUGAAUGCAAAUACCGUAAACAAAUCCCAUUGAAACGUUGCAAGCAUUUUGAAUUGGGAGGUGACAAGAAACGAAAGGUAAGAAAUAUUAUUAUUUUAAAUAUUUCAUUUCGUUAAUUUAACUAUUUUUAUUUUUCAGGGCCAAAUGAUCCAGUUUUAAGUUGUAAACAUAUUUUUGUUACUUUUAAGACCAAUAUAUAAGUGCUACUGCAAAA